ACACUUUUAAGGAUGUUUGGGUCUAGUUAGGACAGUGGGAAAAUAGUGUGUAUCAGUUGAGCAUACAGUCCAGCACCUGGGAGGUAGAUGGAAGUAGGCACAUCAGUUCAAAGUUAACACAGAAAGUAUGAGACCAGCCUGGGCUAGAGGAGACCGUGUCUCAAAAACAGAAGUGGGCCAACCAAAUGGCUUAAUGGGGAAGGUACUUGCCACCAAGUCUGAAGACCUGAGUUUGAUCUCAGGGACCCUCCCAAUGGUAGGAAAGAACUAAUUCUUGCAAGUUGUCGUCCAACCUCUAAAUACACACAAAAUGUGGCACACACCCCAAUAAAUAUAUGUAAUUUUAAAAAAAUGUAAAAAAACAAAAUCAGGACAGUGCUUGCUUAGCAUACAGGAAACCUGGGGUUCCAGCCCCAACAUCAUACAAACCAGAUGUAGUGGAAACAGGCCUGAAUUCUGGCACUCAAGGAAAUGGAGUCAGGAGGAUUCAAAGCUCAAGGCCAGCCUUAACUACAAAGAGAAUUGGAGACCAUCUAGGGCUGCAUGAGACCGUCACAAACACAAAAAUGGACCUGGUUAUCCAGAUAGUUUUUCUGGCUUUCGAUGCCCAAAUGAGGAGAGGCGUGGCAUAGCGUGUCCUUUGAAGAGGCUGAACUCUUCUCUUCCCUCAGGCUACCCCACCCAUCUCUCUUUCCAUUCUUUUCCCUUCCAAUCUCUGCCAACACAUCCCGCCUGCUUCAUUGAGGUAUGCAAAUGAGCGUUCUAUAGCCCCGCCCCAAUACGCUAACAACUCCCCGCCCACAGUGCCAUGCAAAUCAGGUUGCCAAUGUCCACGCCCACCUGGCCAACACGACGCCGUGGGCCCGGCCCCAUGGGUUAUGCAAAUGAUAUCCCGUUUCCCCACCCCACUGGAUUAUGCAAAUAAGGCUCCUUGGCCCCGCCCCUGCCUCGGCCACGGAGUCUGCGCGGAGCUGCAAGCCCGGCGGUCCAGACUUCUCUAUCUCCGUGUCCGCCUGCCUGACCAGCGGUCUGUCUGACUGUCCUGCAGCGCCGGGACCGUCUAGACGGAGAGGGGGCUCAGGCGGCGACGGCCUAGACAGGGCCUCAAUGGAGCCCUGGACACACAGUGCCUCCCCUCUCCUGCCUGGGCCUCAGUUCCCACAUCCGUGCAAUGGAGAUGAGUGUCUUUGCCCUGCUGGCCUCCGGGAGCAGCUGUGAGUCGGUGGUGGUCGAGGUGGAGGCCUGUGGGAAGCCCUAGGGCGCUGGCACAGGCCCAGCCUUCGCCAUGGCUGGAGGGAGACCUCACCUGAAGCGAAGUUUCUCCAUCAUCCCCUGCUUCGUCUUCGUGGAGUCUGUGUUGCUGGGCAUUGUGGUCCUGCUGGCAUACCGCCUGGAGUUCACGGACACCUUCCCUGUGCACACCCAGGGCUUCUUCUGCUAUGACAGCGCUUAUGCCAAGCCGUACCCCGGGCCUGAGGCUGCCAGCCGGGCCCCUCCCGCCCUCAUCUAUGCUCUGGUCACUGCUGGGCCUACCUUCACGUCUCGUCCACAGAUCCUGCUGGGGGAGCUGGCCCGCGCCUUCUUUCCUGCUCCGCCCUCCGCCAGUCCUGUCAGUGGGGAGAGCACCAUCGUGUCUGGAGCCUGCUGCCGCUUCAGCCCCCCACUCCGGAGGCUGGUCCGUUUCCUGGGGGUGUACUCUUUCGGCCUCUUCACCACGACCAUCUUUGCGAAUGCGGGGCAGGUGGUGACCGGAAACCCCACGCCUCACUUCCUGUCUGUGUGUCGCCCCAACUACACGGCCCUGGGCUGCCCACCGCCGUCUCCUGACCGGCCUGGGCCUGACCGCUUCGUCACGGACCAGAGCGCCUGUGCAGGCAGCCCCAGCCUGGUGGCCGCCGCUCGCCGCGCCUUCCCCUGCAAGGACGCGGCCCUGUGCGCCUAUGCGGUCACCUACACUGCGAUGUACGUGACCCUAGUGUUCCGGGUGAAGGGCUCCCGCCUGGUGAAACCGUCCCUCUGCCUGGCCCUGCUGUGCCCCGCCUUCCUGGUGGGCGUGGUCCGCGUGGCAGAGUAUCGCAACCACUGGUCGGACGUGCUGGCUGGCUUUUUGACUGGGGCGGCCAUCGCCACGUUUCUGGUCACCUGUGUUGUACACAAUUUCCAGAGCCGACCCCCCUCUGGCCGAAGGCUCUCCCCCUGGGAGGACCUGAGCCAGGCCCCCACUAUGGACAGCCCCCUCGAAAAGUUAAGUGUGGCCCAGGAACCCGAGACCUGCAGGCCGCAUUCGACACCGGCACGGCUCACCCCAUCCAAGCCGCAGAACUGUGCCCGCCGUGGCCACCUGAUUCCCAGCUGUGUGUCCUCCAGGGCCCCAGCCAUGUGCUCCUCGCCCCGUGUGCCCCGCCCUCGACUGAGGUCUGAGCCGACACCCCUGCCGCUGCCGCUGCCCCUGCCCGCACCGACUCCCAGCCAGGGUCCCUCGCCUUCCUCCCCUGGACCCGGGGGCCCAGGCGGGGGAGGCGGCCGCGGCCGGAAGCUGCUGCUGCCCACGCCCCUGCUACGGGACCUGUACACCCUCAGUGGACUCCAUCCCUCCCCCUUCCACCGCGACAACUUCAGCCCUUAUCUGUUUGCCAGCCGCGACCACCUGCUGUGAGACCCACCACCUCAAAUAUGCCCAGUGUCCCCCCCGUUUCUUCCCUGCCACGCGUGCGUGUGCCACGCGAGUGCUAAAGGACCCUGGCCCUCCAAACCAGCCAGGCUCGGCAUCAGAAGAUGGCUGGAAGGACACUUGGGGUGGGGGCGUCUCUUGACUGCUCUUUGGCCUUCUGGGACAUCUGGGUAAGCAAAAGUAACCAGGUGGGCCCAUGUCCCUAGGACUGCCCUUUUAACGGCUGAUGCUUGACCCAACUGACCAUUGCCUAUCCAGGGAGAGCUCCUAGUUCUCAGAAUUCAGCCGAAAAGUUUACUCCAGCCAAUAAGAACCUCUCACUUCUUAGCGCCCUCAAGCAAGGGGGCAACUCUGGCCAAUGCUCAGUGUCUCAACAGCCAAUAGGAGCCCUUGGUUUUCAGAAUUGCCGAGAGUGGGUGGGAAUGAUUCCAGUCAAUGGGGGACCACCCGUGUCAAAGCCAAGUCAAAGUCAAGGAGGGCUGUCCAGACUCUCCCUAGAAUCACGGAGUCCAGCUGGAGGGUGGGGGGCAGGCUCCCCCAUAGCAGGGUCCUGUGGGCAUCCCUACCCUUCUAGCUCCUCCCCCAGGUGCAUCAUCUCACACCCUCCCACUCCCUACUUAGGUAGGGCUUGCCCCAGUUCACAGGUUUUGGAGUUCCGGGUGCUGUCUCCCCUUGGCUGUGCCCAGGGCACCCCCAAACCUUCUAUUAUUUAUUAGGGCUGUGGAAAAAUACUUUAUUUUCUUGGGACCCACCCUUCUUCUUCAUGCUGCUCCCUAUGCCUCAGCCUCAUGCAGAUGUGCUAUCUUGGGGGGCAUGGGUGAAGCAGAAGGAGGUCCCCCUACCCCGAAUAGCCAAAGGCAGUGGGCAGAUGAAACACUGUCCCCCUUCCCUGCCUCCCUCCUCAUCUUUAAUAAAGACCUGUUUGUAACAGAA
Peromyscus leucopus (white-footed mouse) is the source of this 3604-nucleotide messenger RNA. RefSeq names its product phospholipid phosphatase related 2 (gene Plppr2). Bases 1286 to 2656 code for a protein of 456 amino acids. The transcript has 10 exons. The record is from RefSeq and is a predicted model, not a curated record. Lineage: Eukaryota; Metazoa; Chordata; Mammalia; Rodentia; Cricetidae. Gene Ontology annotation, biological process: phospholipid dephosphorylation; phospholipid metabolic process; signal transduction. Gene Ontology annotation, molecular function: phosphatidate phosphatase activity.